Peronospora matthiolae is the source of this 2160-nucleotide messenger RNA. The record is from the annotation of a GenBank genome assembly. Lineage: Eukaryota; Oomycota; Peronosporomycetes; Peronosporales; Peronosporaceae.
AUGAAGAAACCGAUUCUGGCCAACCUUAAAGUGUUUGGAUGCCACGCGUAUGUUCAAGUGCCUCAAGACAAACGCGCGAAGUUCGACUCCAAGUCAUCACUCUGUCGUUUCCUGGGAUACGCCGAACACCAGAAGUCAUAUCGAUUUGAGGAAGUGUCAACAGGAGCGAUCAAGAUCAGUCGCGAUGCCACAUUCAUGGAAGACAAGUUUGAUGAAGGUCCGCGCAACUACAACGAUGAGUCAAGUGUCGUUGAGUUUGAUGAUCAUGAUGAGGACGAAGAAAAAGAAGAAGGUAAAACUGACGACGACAUGGACUCGAGCGACGAUGACAACGAAGACACCAGGUCUUCGAAGAGCAACAUCAAGAGACACACGCGCACUCAAUCACUUGAGAAAGCUACCGUCAUUCCAAGUCCCAAGCGAAGAACAUACAGAGGUCCGUCGCUUGAGCAUGUUGGGGAAACGCCGACUACAUUCAAGUCGGCGAUGGAAUCAAGCGACUCCGGCAAGUGGAAAGAAGCGUGUGACUCGGAGUUCGACUCGCUUCAGAGAAACGACACGUGGGAAAUCGUGCCUCUUCCGAAAGGUCGCAAGGCCAUCGGGUGCCGAUGGGUUUUUCGUGUAAAGGAGAAUCAAGAUGGCGAAGUUGAACGUUUCAAGGCAAGACUUGUGGCCAAAGGAUUCUCACAGAAAUUCGGAGUUGACUAUGAAGAAACUUUCGCACCGGUGGCCAAGUUCACAUCGAUUCGUGUGGUGCUCAGUAUGGCGGCUAAGUACGGCCUGAUGCUACAUCAGAUGGACGUCAAGACAGCGUUUCUUAACGGCUCCCUCAACGAAGACAUCUACAUGGACCAGCCGGACGGAUACCUGGAUGCAACACAGCCGGACUAUGUGUGCAAGCUAAAGAGAUCACUCUACGGCUUGAAGCAAUCGCCUCGCAUGUGGAACCAAACAAUCGAUGGGUUCAUGAUCAAGAUGGGAUUCAAGAAGUGCGAAUCGGACCACUGCAUCUACAUCAAGCGAGACGACCAAGACAUGAUUCUCGUGGUACUCUACGUCGAUGAUCUCAUCCUGGCCAGCAGCAACAACGAACUCCUCAAGUCAACCAAGAUGGCGCUGAGCAAACGCUUCGAAAUGACGGAUCUCGGUGAGCUCGAUUACUUUCUCGGCAUGGAGAUCAAGAACGACCGUAAGACGGGAAUGGUGACUGUACAACAAACCAAGUUCCUCAAGUCCGUGUUAACCAAGUUCGGAAUGGAUAACAGCAAGCCAGUGAAGACGCCUCAAGAUCCCGGCCUGAAGCUAACCAAGAACAUGUGUGAACAAGAAUGCAAGCACGAAGACACCAUGUGCAACGUGCCAUAUCGAAGUGCUGUCGGAGGCAUCAUGUAUCUCAUGGUCGCCACACGUCCGGAUCUAGCUGCUGCAGUGGGAUCAUUAUCCCAGUUCUCGUCCGACCCAUGCCCGACUCACUGGCAAGCUUUGAAGCGUGUGCUGAGAUACCUGCAAGCAACGCCCAAUCAUGGUCUUGAGUUUACACGUGAAGAAGGAAGCCGUAUCUGCGGGUACACCGACGCAGACUGGGCCGGCGACAUUGAGUCAAGACGAAGUACAAGCGGCUAUGUGUUCAUGAUGAGCGGAGGAUGCAUCAGCUGGAAAAGCCAGAAACAACGGACGGUCGCGCUAUCUUCAACAGAAGCAGAAUACAUGGCGCUUUCCGAAGCAACCAAAGAAGCAGUAUGGCUCAAAGUGCUUUUGGGGGAACUUGGUGAGAUGACAAGCGACGAAGCGAUCAAGAUGUAUGAAGACAACCAAGGAUCAAUCGCUCUCGCCAAGAACCCGGAGUUCCAUAAGAGAACAAAACACAUCGACAUACGCUACCAUUUUGUGCGUGAGAAGGUGGAAUCAGGUGAAGUCGUUUUGGAGUAUUGCCCGACUCAAGAUAUGCUGGCAGACAUGAUGACCAAGCCGAUCGCCGCUGUACAAUUUGAAAACAUUCGCGAUCGACUUGGGAUCCAAGGUGCCGCAGCUAACGAGUCGAGAGGGAGUGUUGAAAAGACAGCGGCUGUAAAGAAGACACCUCGUCAAGCUGCGUCAAGUGUUGAAGCAAGUGGAAGACCAAGCCUCGCUAUACCGGUGGGUACCGGUAUGUACCAGUAA